AAGUUGAUUCCCUCUUGCUUCUUAAGACAGAAUUUUUGCAGCUGUCAAGAUCUGUCGCUGACCUUGAUGAGUCAGUUUCUUUUCUUUCAAAGCAAUAUGAUACCACCUGCGAACAGCUCAAGUCAUCAGAGAGCGCUGCAGAAAACAGAGACAGAGAAAUUAGAAAACUGAACGAAACUGUCGAGGCUCAGGCUAAAAUUUUACAUCGUUUACAACAGGAGCAAAACGAAUCUGACCAAUACAGUAGACUGUCCAACUUGGAAAUUCAUGGCUUACCAGUCACCCAAAAUGAAAAUUUGAAAGAAAUGCUCAAAGAUCUUGCUGUGAAACUUGAACUGCAUGAUUUUUCUGAUAAUGAUGUGGUUGCCGUGCACCGCCUUCCUGGCAAGCAGGAUUCUUCUCCAACAGUUCUGGUGCGCUUUUGCAAUAUUGCUAUGAGAGAAAAAUGGUUUAACAGGCGUGGUAAACUACGAGAGUUGUACCUCUCUAAGGGGCUGCCCAAACUUUUUUUCAAUGACAACUUAACAAAGAUCAACCGACAUAUGUUCUGGCUUGCUAGGUCGGCGGGCAAGGAAAACUACAAAUAUGUUUGGGUGAGAGCGGGCAAAAUAUUUGCCAAGAAGGAUGAGGACGCUUCACUCAUUCGAAUAAUCAGUGAAGCUGAUAUUGAAAAGAUAAAAUGAAUAUGGUUCCAUCUGCUCCACUUGUAUUUUCCAACUUUGAUGCCUUUAAGAGCAGCUUCGGUCCUAACUCUGAUUCAGAUUUUACUUUGGUUAACGUAAAUAUUCGCAGCCUGCGCAAAUACUGGGAGGAGUUCAAAAGAUUAGCAGAAGACGCCAACACUUACGUGGAUGUUUUUGUACUCACUGAAAUUAACGUUCCAGAUGCAAUCCUGCAUUUAUUUGUGCUGAAAGGUUUCACCGCUAAAUUCUUGACUCGAGAGCUCCGUAGAGGUGGUGGUAUUGCUGUUUUUGUGAAUGAUAAGUAUACUGUUUCUGAAGUUAACGUUAGUUUCACCCAUGCUGAAGUUUUUACUUUGAAGUUGUGUUCCCUCCAUAUAUGUCUUACUUUGUUAGCAAUCUACCGCCCCCCUAGCAAUAGUGUCAGUCGCUUUAUUCUAGAACUAGAAGCUGUCAUGAAGCGUUUUAGCUGUGAAGAAACAUUUUGCAUCACGGGUGACUUGAACAUUGAUAUUUUAUGUCCAGGAAAAAUCCAAGUGUCUGAUUAUCUUUCAUCUCUGUCAGCUUUUGGCCUGGAAAACACAAUUACAGCUUUUACACGAGAAGAAGUUGUAAGCGGUCAAAUAAAACGCUCUUGUUUGGACCAUAUAGCAGUACGAGCGCCGAAUCACACUCUGAGCUCCUGUGUCAUAACGCAACGCUUAGCAGAUCAUUAUUUUACUUCCUGCCGUUUUUCUUCGAAAAUACUGCCUUCUGCCUCUUGCUAUUUGAAAGCGGACAGUUCCCGUAAAGAAAUGCGUGUGACAGUUAUUGAUCAACGCAAAUUGGACUCGUUAAUUAAAGAGUUCGAUUGGUCUUCUCUUAUUAUUUCUGGUUCUCCUGGGGAAGUAUAUGAUAGGUUUUGCUCGAAAAUGCGUAGUCUGCAACAUUCUUGUACUCGUAUUGCUAGGGCUAAGCAAAGACGUAGUCACAAUUGGCUGUCGCCAGACAUUUUGGAAGCAAUUGCUGACAGAGACUUGCUUUGGAAACGGUUUAAACGCUCCCCUGGUAAUGAAGAACUAGGUAUCAACUACAGAAUCGCAAGGAAUAAAGUGGUUGCCCUUAUCCGAUCCGCAAGACGACGAUACUUCCAUCAUCAGUUUCAGUUAUCUGCCAGAAACCCGGCGCGGAUGUGGUCACUGAUAAACCACUUUCGAGCUAAAGAAAAUAGCGAUGCUAAACCUACUGAUGCGUUUACUGGUGACCCUGAGCAUACAGCUGAUCUUUUCAAUCGCCACUUCGCAAAUGUGUCUGGUGGACUUUCUUCGGUGCCGAAAGGCCGUUCUCGUUUAAAUAAUUCAACACCUGCCUCCGCCUUCCUUCCGACUUUAACAAUAGACGAACUCGCUAGAAUAAUUUCCGGCUUCAAAAGGCAGAAACCAGCAGGUAUUGACGGUAUCUCUGUAUCUUUACUGCAGCGGAAUCUGGAAGCACUAUCAGAGAUUCUGCUUUUCAUGCUUAAUGGAUUCCUGGAGACAGCUUCUCUGCCAUCAGACUUAAAAACAGCAAUUGUAAAGCCCCUAUUUAAAGUUUGGUUUUGUCGCAGGUCGUGGCACUACUGAUCUACUUGAAGAAUUUUCCGAUGAACUGCAUGAUGCUUUGGAACAUAACAUGUUUGCCUGUGCCUUAUUUCUUGAUAUCUCGAAAGCAUUUGACACCGUAAACCACUCUAUAUUGCUUGAAAAAAUAUACCUUCUUGGCUUCAGGGGCCCGUUCUACAACUUUCUUAAAAAUUACCUUUCUGAUCGUUCCCAGGUAGUGCGCUUAGACAACCAGUUACCUUUCAGUAACAGACUUCCCUUGAAAGCUGGUGUACCACAGGGAUCUAUUUUAUCUCCUCUUUUAUUCAAUUUAUUCAUAAAUGAUUUUACGGCUGCUGUUCCAAAAUGUAUUGUAUUUCAGUAUGCAGACGACACUGUUCUGUUAACGAAACAUGUAUGUUACCAUAAAGCGAUGUCACUACUACAAGACAGUGUUUAUGAGGCUGUACCAUGGUUUACGAAUAACUGCUUGGUGAUUAAUCAGAAAAAAACGAAAUUAAUUUGCUUUAAAAAUCCAUUGAAAGCAAUGGUGACAAAUGAACCCCUACUUCUUCAUGCCCGCGAUUGCGCCUCCUGUAAGUGUACUCCCAUUGAAUAUGUAAAUUCUAUAAAAUAUCUUGGUGUAUUCUUAGAUAGCGACCUGUCCUGGAAUGAUCAUCUGGCUUACAUUUGUGGCAGACUACGGAAAAUCUCAUGGUUACUUUUCAAUAUCAGAUCAAUUGCACCCACCAAUAUUAAGGUGACCAUCAUGCUUGCUCUUGCGUACAGUAUCCUGCGAUAUGGCAUCACAUUAUUUGCUUUCUGUUCUUCGCGAUGGCAGUGUCGGGUUGACAAUAUCUUAAAAAGCAUGUUGAAAUCCAUUGUAUACAAUCGUUCCUCAACAGACAAUGCAAAUUUAUUUUCUCUACUUCGCCUGCCAUCUUUCCAAGCGUCCUUCAAUCAAACAGUUGUAUUACGGCAUUUCUGGGGCUCUCAGUUCAAAAAAGAAUGCAUUGCCCCUCGUAUAUUAAGAAAAACUUCCCGCUUUUUGGUACCAUUCGUUAAAACACGAUAUGGCAAAGCUAUUAGAAAGGUCUAUGUCCCUACUAUCUUUAAUGACCUCCCCGACAGUGUAUUUUCUGCAACGACGAAACGCAGUCUACGAAACAGCCUAAAGUCGCUUUAACGCUGCAUCAUUUAUAUCGUUUAUCACAUUACUAUUGUUUCUAUUUUCUUGCAUGCCGGGUAUAAUCUGUUUAAAGUUGUUCAAUCCUUAUCUUCCCAUUUCUGUUGUUUAGGUAAUAAUGCUUCCGCUAAAUUGAUUCUUGUUUGUUAUUGUGUUUCAAUGUAGCGUAAAUGAGUUACAUGUCUUCUUUCUGAUUAUUUUACGUGACAAGCUCUUCAAUAUGUAUGUCAUCUCUCGUUUGCCGAUGUGCCGGGCCUAGUCCUCCAAGCCACCGUCUGGCUUUGACAGGCCUGUUAUCUGUUUUGUACAACUCAAGAUGACAAUAAAGAUUAUUAUUAUUA
Molecule: messenger RNA, 3766 nt
Organism: Rhipicephalus sanguineus (brown dog tick)
Lineage: Eukaryota; Metazoa; Arthropoda; Arachnida; Ixodida; Ixodidae
Exons: 2
Coding region: 680-2281 (533 amino acids)
Source: RefSeq, a predicted model, not a curated record